Molecule: messenger RNA, 576 nt
Organism: Penicillium expansum
Lineage: Eukaryota; Fungi; Ascomycota; Eurotiomycetes; Eurotiales; Aspergillaceae
Exons: 2
Coding region: 1-576 (191 amino acids)
Source: RefSeq, a predicted model, not a curated record
AUGAGAAGAUAUCAACAACAUACACACGCAAGCUGGCACCGUGCCUACGCCGAUAAAUUCGAUUGCCCUUGGUGCCAGACCCCUCACCGGGCAGAAACCCCUCAGAACCAGAACCACAAUCGCAAGCAAUCCGCCAAGGGCUCAGACAAUGGCAGAGCAAGCAGAGCAAAUGCUACGUCAACACCAGUCGGACGUCGGAUAGCUCCUAAGAGCUCUGGUAUUCCUAUUGAAGACAAUGCCGCCCAUACCCCGAUCGAACCACAGACGCCAGAUUCAGCUCUGGACGCGAACCAUGAAGAGACACCGGAGCUGGAAUCCGAUUCAAAUUACGGGCGGUACAAUAUGGGGCGCACGGCGAUGCAUGAUGGCUUGAGUACCGCAGAUACACUGCGCCCGCCGCUCCCCGAGGAGUGGACGAAGGAGACUGAGGAUCGGGAGCAUAGUACUGCAGAAUGGACCCCACCGGCUGUGGAAGAUUGGCGUUCGGGGCUAGAUACGACUGGGGAGGUUCAAAUUUCCGGUGACAAAACAAUUGACUCUCCAGAGUUGAAUGUGAGGGAGGUAGAGGAGUCUUGA